Molecule: messenger RNA, 4701 nt
Organism: Endocarpon pusillum Z07020
Lineage: Eukaryota; Fungi; Ascomycota; Eurotiomycetes; Verrucariales; Verrucariaceae
Exons: 7
Coding region: 1-4701 (1566 amino acids)
Biological process (GO): negative regulation of transcription by RNA polymerase II
Cellular component (GO): Sin3-type complex; chromatin
Molecular function (GO): transcription corepressor activity
Source: RefSeq, a predicted model, not a curated record
AUGGUUGGCGUGGACCUUCUGGGCCUCCAGCCCACCACGGUAUCCCUGAAAACAAUACGCAGCCGCAAGGGCGACCAUUCAGCAGCUUUGGGAGCGCCGCAGCAACAACAAAUCGCACAGUCUCAGGUUGGUGGAAAUGUUCUGCUUCCACCAUCCUACCAUCCAGCAGGUCCCGCCAGCGGUCACACCCUCCCAACUCUUGCCGAUCUCGCCCAAGGAAGUCAACCUGUUCACCAUCAGCCUUCACAGUAUAACACACAUCCACCACCUUCGAACACUGGGCACUCGCUUCCUGGCCUGGGCCACACACUUCAGCAGUCACCUCAGCGCAUAGUCAACCAAGACCGCGAGAGAGAACUUCGGGAACGAGACAGACGUGAGAUGGAAAUGAUGGAGAGGCAGAGACAGCGCGAGGAAAUGCAUCUGCGCGAGCAAGAGCAAAUGAACCGGGAUCGUGAGCUUGCCGAGCGUGCCCACCGAGAGCAGAUGCAACACCAUCCUGUUCAAAAUCACGCAGGCUCGAUACCCAUCCACCAACCAGUUGCUUCAAAAGUUCCGAACUCGAUUCAUGGACCAAAUGGCCUGCUCUCGACUCUGGGUUCUGGCUCAGCACCAGCUAAUUCGAUUCCUGCAAGCAAUGGGCCCUCGGGCUUGUUCACUAUGGGCUCCCAGCAACAAGAAAGCAUGCCACGUCCUGCAUACCUUCAUCAAAGUGCUCCGCCUGCGCAGCCUCAACAGAUGCCGGGCUUUGCAGGCCCAGGUCCUUCGCCGAUGCCCGCUCAUGCUGCUAUUGGUCAGCAACAGCCCAUCCUAAAUGAUGCACUUAGUUAUCUGGAUCAAGUAAAGGUCCGUUUCAGCGAUCAACCAGACGUCUACAACCGCUUUCUAGACAUUAUGAAAGACUUCAAAAGCCAAGCUAUCGAUACCCCGGGUGUUAUUGAACGGGUGUCAAAUCUCUUCAAUGGACAUCCGGCGCUUAUACAGGGAUUCAAUACAUUUCUCCCUCCUGGAUAUCGCAUUGAAUGUGGCACAGACGACAACCCUGAUGCCAUUAGGGUAACUACGCCACGUGGAACCACAACACAAUCAUUGCAAGCAAGAAGCCGGCCAGCUUUUGAGGUGGCAGCGCUGGAUGGUAAUACGGGCCCUAAUACUUUAGCACGGCAGGAAAUGCUUGAUCAGAGUCGUCAAGGCUGGAUGCAACAUCAAGGCCCGAUGCCGCAGUACUCUCCCACUGGCCGCCAUACUACUCUGCCUAUUUAUACACAACAACAAGGGCCAUCUGGUGAUGUGUCUUACGAGAGCCGUAAUGAACAGGAAGCCGCUAACGCAGCGCUGGUUCAUCAACAAGAACAGCGAGGUGUUUCGCAGCUACAAAAUGCCGUUACAGCCGCCACCAACGGGUCUACAGGCCGAGGCCAGUUGAUGCAGAUCUCUCCGAAUUCUGGACCCCCAGCGACAUUGGCUCAGCAAGCUGGCCAGGUGUUACUGCCAGGUCAGCAAGGUGACAUGAAGCGAGGCCCGGUUGAGUUCAACCAUGCGAUAAGCUAUGUUAACAAAAUCAAGGCGAGUCUUCUCUACGAAAAAAUCGCUUUGUACAACAACCUGAAACGUACAAGCAGUUUCUUGACAUCCUACAAACAUACCAGAGAGAGUCAAAGCCCAUACAGGACGUCUACGCUCAAGUUACACAAUUGUUUCACACUGCACCUGAUCUGCUGGAAGACUUCAAACAAUUCUUACCGGAAUCCGCGGCACAGUGCCGCGGAUGAAGCUAUGAUUAGCAACGUCCGGGGAGAGUAUACAGCUGGCCAAGUCGCCCAAGCACAGACACCAAGACCAACAACCAAGAUGCCUCCUCUGGGACAAUUUGAUCCUCCGAGUACCAGCAAAGAAAACAAGAAACGUCGAGGUGGACUCGGUGUGCAGUCUUCGGGUCAAGCUGGUCCUUCCAGCUCCUUAGAUGCCAUUGGCACUGCCCAAAGUGGACGAGGCGGCGCCGUCCAGGUAGGCAAUGUGAAUAAGCGAGCGAAGAUGAGUCAUCCAAAGAUUGUGCAGGCCGAUGCAUCCAACGUCUCACCCUCACUUGUGCCUCAGCUACCUGAGCCACUUCCACCUCAAUCCUCUCUGGCUAUUACUCAAGAUGAAUUCGUAUUUUUCGAUCGCGUGAAGAAGUUCAUUUCCAACAAGAAUAGCUACACUGAAUUCUUGAAGUUGAUCAAUUUAUUUACACAAGACCUCAUAGACAAAAACACUCUCUCUGAUCGGGUCAGCGCCUUUGUUGGCGGUAACCCAGAUCUAAUGUCUUACUUCAACAGGCUGAUCGGCGUUGAGACCCCAGAAGGGAUUAUCGAAGCUCGUGCCAAACCUGAUCCUGGUCGCGUGAACCUUUCGCAUUGCCGAUCUCUGGGGCCGAGCUAUCGACACCUGCCAAAGCGCGAGCAGCAUAAGGUGUGUAGAGGUAGGGAUGAAAUGUGCUAUGAUGUGCUCAAUGAUGAGUGGGCCUCACAUCCUACAUGGGCUUCUGAAGAUUCUGGGUUUGUUGCUCAUCGUAAAAACCAGUAUGAAGAUGGUCUCCACCGACUCGAAGAGGAACGUCACGAUUACGACUUCCACAUCGAAUCCUGCCAACGUACAAUUCAGCUCAUGGAGCCUCUUUUGCAGCAAAUGCGACUACUCAAUGAGACUGAUCGGGCCAGAUUUGUCAUUGAUGAGAAGCUUGGUGGUCAGAGCAAGGCAAUUCCGACCCGUAUCAUCAACAAGAUUUAUGGUCCCCAGGUGGGCAAGAAUGUGAUGGCUUCAAUGGUUGGUCGGCCGUCAGCCGUCCUGCCCAUUGUAUUGAACAGACUCAAGCAGAAGCUCGAGGAGUGGAAGCAAAGUCAACGAGAAUGGGAGAAAGUCUGGCGAGAGCAGACCCACAGAUUUUUCUGGAAAAGUCUUGAUCAUCAGGGCAUCAACGCCAAAAACCUCGACAAGAAGAACUUUCAGCAGAAGACUCUUACAAGUGAGAUUCAGGCUAAAUACGAUGAACGGAAGAAGAUACGUGAAGCAGGGUAUCAGCAAGUAGCUCAUCAAUUCGAGUAUGCCUUUAGCCAGCAGGAGGUUCUUUUAGAUGCAAGCCAUCUCAUAUUGUUCGCCCUUGAGAAAGACCGUGCCACCUACAACAGCGGUGAGCAAGAGCGCAUUUCGGCCUUCUUGACCAAAUUCGUUACCACAUUUUUUGGCAUCGACGCCACCGUCUUCAAAGAAUUCAUGCUGGACAUUUCGGAACAAGCUAGCAACGGGGAUAUGGAUGACGAAAUCAAUGGCGAGGAAGCCAUCCAACAACGGUACUUGAAAGCCAAUAUGCGAAAGGCCGAUAUUCUUCACCGCCUUGCUCUGAACAAACACGCUGGUAAAGAAAGUAGCAUUUUGACUGGCAGCAAGGAAUCCACACCGGCAGGAGGGCUCAUGAGCGAGCUUGAACAGGAUGACGAUCCGAUGAACGAUGCAGAUGUCGUCGCUGAUGUUGCGGCCCGAAGGUGGAUGGAUCAUCCUGCUAUCACUCAUGGUGACAAAAUGCGACGGUAUCUUCUAGAUGAGCCAUAUGAGCGCGAUGAGUUCAACCUUUACGCUAACGCCAAUAUCUACUGCUUCUUCCGGCUCUUUGAAGCCCUCUACAGUCGUCUUCUUGCAAUCAAAGAGAACGAAGCAGCGGUCCAUGAAGAUGUGCGGCGAGCAACUGGCGAAAAGGGCCAACCACCCAGAGCUGCCAUAAGCCUCAAGAUGAUUGAUAAGCUACCCUCAGAUUUCUUUGUCGAUGUCGGACCGAAGACAUCAUACUAUCGCCAGAUCAUCACGAUGUGCGAGGAAGUGCUCUCUGGCUCUCUAGAUCUGUCACAUCUUGAAGAUACCUUACGAAGAUUCUACAUGAAGAACGGGUGGCAACUUUAUACCAUUGACCGGCUGCUGGCUGCCAUCAAUCGCUUCAUCAUGAAUAUAUUGAGUUCCGAUUCAAAGGACAAAAGCACAGACAUCAUCAAUUUGUUCUACAAAGACAGAGACCGAGAUGAAACCACCCGUACCCAGGAGAGAUUUUAUAGAAAACAGGUGCAGAAGCUGGUCAAGGAGGGUGAGGUUUACCGGAUCAGAUAUAACCCAAAUACUACCAGAGCAACCAUUCGACUAUUCCCCUCGGAUGACGAUACUUUCUCUGGGGAAAAGCUAGAUGACGAAGCUCGUUGGUCGGUCUACGUCACGUCUUACCAGAUGCUUGAUCCUACUGAGGGAGUACCUCAUUCGAGAGUUGGCAAGUCUUUCCUUAGACGCAACCUUGCGAAGAAUGUCGACGUCGACACCAUUCUGUCGGAAGAUCGACAAGAGCUGCGGGUUGAUGUCUCCACAUAUCGUAUCAUCUUUACAUACAAUGGUGUUCCGGGCAAGCCUUUUGUGUAUGAGAAAAAGAUCUCGAAGAACGAGAUGGCGUUUGCGGAAGACGCUCUCAAGAAGGCAAAGACAAAGAGAGAUGAGAAGAUGAGGGAGAAAUUUGUGACCAACGCGUCUUGGAUGAAGACCUUGAGCGCUGACCAAGUUGAGCUCAGGAAAUCAGCGUGGCUGAAAGGGUUGGAAGAGGGGCUGUGGAAGAUGGAGGAGGACUUGAGCAGGGUUCUCACGAAUGCAGAUACAGCCCGGGAUGCUAUGGUCGUCCAUGGAGCAAUCUAA